CUUUUUUUUUAUUAAUUCGCAAAUUUGCAGAGUUUUUUCCCCCAGUUUUUCUGAAAUAUCUUUGGUUGGCAUAUUAUUCAACAUGUAUUUUAUGAAUGUAACUUGGUGCUUGACAUCUAAAAAAUGGUUUUCCCCUGUGGCUAAUGCAGAUCGUGACAUCAUUGUUUACAGAAUGUGGUAGAGGAAGUGGAGUAAGCGAAGUCAAGAUUGCGAAGAGACCGUGGAAUGUAAAUAUCAUGCCCGUUGUCAGCCAGCGAAGCUCGUGUACAAGUCGGUCAGUAUCUUUUCGUUAAAAUCUCAAUUUGCUCUUGAUUAGACCAACACCUGUCUAAAUUUCACGACGUUUUUGCCAAUUUACGCUGUCAACUGGCUUUGAUGGUCUGGUACAAUUUAAGAAUAUGGUUACUCGCAUUCUGGGACGACAAGAACACAACCAUGCCGCGUUAAUAUCCUAAAAACCUACGAGUCAUUCAUGUCACAAGGCAAGGGACAAGCUUGACUAGCUCCAUCCCGCUCUUCACUUGUUUUCGCUGUAGCUUUUCUGUCAGUCUUCAAUUGGUAUAUUCCCUUGUAUCGUCAGGAAAAGCACAACUUUUAUAACUAGUUAGAUAAGUUUUGCCUCCCCCCCAAAGAUAACUUUGCUCUAGUUUGCUGCUGUAGAAGCUAUCAAACCUAUUUGUCAGGGAGCUGUAGGUAACGUUAAUGGACAGCGGCAGUGCUGAAAAUGAUCUAUAAGGUAUUUGUUGUUAAGUUUUAAAUGUGUGUAUAUAUAUUUUUUGUGUUAAGAUCAUUAUUUAUUUUUUGUUAGAGGAAAGCUUGUAGUUUUACACUUGCACUAAAUUUACCAGAAGCCCAUGUGCAAUGUCGAAAAUAUAGCCUAUUUGUUAUGACAUCCCACACUUGAACUGAAAGAAAAUGUGGAAGUAGUUAUUUAAGGCCAUAUGAAAUCCACUCUCUCUUACAGUCUGUAUGACAUAAAACAGACAGAGCGACUGUGGAUUCUGCUGUAGCCGUCCAUCAACCCCGUCUUGCAAACUAAGGACACUGUUACUCAGGAAUGCCAGGGAACUGAUCGUCAAGAUUUCCUUCAAGUUUCACCUAUAAGGUCACUGCCAACUUUUAAAUCUGUGAAUAUACUUAAUGUAAAGGGCUGAGUUUGUUUUUCUAUUCUUAUACAACCUAAGCCUGAAGUAGUCUUUACCGACGACUUGGCCUUAUUUUCAAUUGAUUAAGUGCUACAUUGAACAUUACCCAGCUAUGGCGGAUUCUGGCUCAGAGAUAGUUGGAGGAGAUCUCCUGAGCGUUGUCAAAGAUGACUGCUCUCUGACAGAGGCCAUUUCUAAAGAGGGCGGCCUUACAGCAGGAUCGUCUGCGGCUAAAGAAAUCCAUGAAGCAGAGCCCUUGGACCAUGAAGACUCCACCAAAGACCCAUCAGUUAAGACCCCAGUUAUGGAAGCAGAAGGUUUUGAAGGAUACAGGGAAACCUCACUCACACCAACCACCACGUGUGCGGCCAUGUCUGAAAACGGCACGACAGAAGACGCUCGAUCCACCCUGCAGAGCCAAACUCUGACAGAAGGGAACGGGGAGAGCUCAGUGGCCACAUUUGGAAGGUCGGACGAGUAUAGCCAGUCAGCUACCACCGACUCCGCCUCCUUCUCCAUCCCCAGCCUAGAGUUCUUUGAGGGGAACGAUGAGCCAUUGUCAUCCUACUCUGCCCUGGGCAUCGAGGGCAGCUCCCUGUCUGCCGACGUCCCCUGCCUGGCCGACGAUGUCCUGGUUGGCGUCGCUGCUGCCGCAGCCACAGGAGGGGCCGCCCCGGACCUAGAGCCCAUGAUGCCGGCCUACUACUUUGUGAAGUGGAUCACCUGGAAAGAGAAGAAGACCCCCAUCAUCACACAGAGUGAGAACGGGCCCUGUCCCCUGCUGGCCAUCAUGAACACCCUGUUUCUGCGCUGGAAGGCUAAGCUACCCGCCCAGACAGAAGUUAUCACCACAGAGGACCUGAUGGCUCACCUUGGAGAGUGUGUAUUGUCUAUCAAACCCAGGGAGAAGGCUGAGGGAAUGGAGCUCAACUUUCAGCAGAACAUGAGCGAUGCCAUGGCAGUUCUGCCAAAGCUGUCCACGGGCCUUGAUGUCAACGUGCGCUUCACGGGCGUGUCAGACUUUGAGUACACGCCAGAGUGUAUCGCCUUUGACCUGCUGGACAUCCCACUCUACCAUGGCUGGCUGGUGGACCCUCAGAGCCCUGAGAUGGUGGCAGCGGUGGGAAAGCUAAGCUACAACCAGCUGGUAGAGAAGAUCAUCGACUACAAGCAUUCGGCCAACAGCAGCCGUGUCAGUGAAGGUUUGGUGGCAGAGCAGUUUCUGGAGUCCACAGCGACCCAGCUGUCGUAUCAUGGACUUUGUGAACUCAACACUACAGUCAAGGAGGGCGAGCUGUCUGUGUUCUUCAGAAACAACCACUUUAGCACCAUGAUAAAGCACAAGGGCCACCUGUACCUCCUGGUGACAGACCAGGGCUUCCUGCAGGAGGGGGGGCUGGUGUGGGAGAGCCUGCACAAUGUGGAGGGUGACGGCAACUUCUGCGACUCAGACUUCCGCCUGUGCCACCCGCCCCAGAGGAGCGUCCCUGUGACACAGCCCGAAGACCUCACGCCCCAGCAGCAGCAGAGACAGAUCGACCAGGACUACCUGGUGGCCAUGUCUCUGCAGCAGCAGCAGGGGGUGGCCCCGGGGCCCCUCAGUGACCUGGACUUGGCCAGACAGCUGCAGGAGGAGGAGUACCAGCAGCAGCAGCAGCAGCAACAACAAGGAGGUCCCUCCCAGGCCCCAGCACAGCAGGUGAGAGGUCAAGCGGCGGCCCAGCCGGGAGGUUCUAGGAGACGGGAGAAAAAGGAUGAUUCGGACUGUGCCAUAUUAUAGCAACACCUAACCUUACCCUAGUCUCCAUGAUCUCCCUAUGAUUUUAGCCUGCCCUUCUUUGCAUUAAGCCAACCCCUAACAUAUAUAUAUAUAUAUAUAUAUAUAUAUAUAUAUAUAUAUAUACAUACAUACACACACACACACACACACACACACACAGAGUUAGGGGAUUGUGCCCCUGCCAAUCAAUGCCAAACCCACCCCUCACACUUAACCUAACCUCGAGGUUGAACCUCACUCACUACCACCGCACCUUGCACCCGUGGUUUCCUUUGAACAUCCAGGCCAGAAGGUGGCAGUACUAGUCACGCUUUCCAAAACAAUAGAAUAGAAUAUAAAUGUCAACUGAGGCACCAGACAGGAAAUCCCUUGCAGUUGGUGGGUUACAGCAGCUGAGUUGUCCAAGACCCAUUACAACCCAGGUAGAGUCAUGAAACACAUCUGUAACAAAAAGCUAAGGUCUAAAUUAAAGGGCAGUCACUACAGCUCAGACCAGAUGAUGUACUUUAAAAUGGAUACUGCAGCUUUUUAAAUUGUGUAUAGUAGAUGCAAAAAAGUUUGGUUAAAAUUAGAGCACAAAGACACCCCCCCCCCCUCUCUGCUACACUCUUUUGCCAUCCUCACAGCCUUAGAAAGCCCGGUUUUUAAGCGAACUCUGGGGAAGUCGCCAUCUGCAUUUACGCCAUGGUGGAAACUGGAGUACAUUCCUGUCCAAUACAGAACGGUGCACAGUUAUGCCUAGCUCGAGGGCCGAGACGAGGAUUCUGCAAGCCCAAACAAAGAUAUGGCUUUGAGGGCUGCGUUCCCAAAGGUCCUAUCUGCUAGACUAAGCAUUGGCCUUACUUUCCCUGCCCUAUAGUGUACUGUGCUGUAGUUAGUAGCAGGGAGGAAUUAUGCAAAAGGUGAAUGGAUAAGGACAGUGAAGGUGUUCUGCUGGGGCAUCUGUUAUGGACGACUUAAGACCAGUAAGAGAAGUCCCAUUAAAGGUCCAAUGCAGCUGUUUUAAUCUCCAUUUAAAAUUGUUUCUGGGUAACAAUUUAAGUACCUUACUGUGAUUUAUUUUCAGUUAAAAUGGUCAAAAAGAAACAAAUAGCUUCUUAGCAAAGAGCCAUUUCUCAAGCAAGAAUUUUGAUAGGACUGUCUGAGUGGGGAGGGGAAAACUAGCUGUUAUUGACAGUGGUUUGGAAGUUUGAUGUCACCAGGCAAGCCAAAACUUUCUCAUCACAAAAUGACAUUUCAGGCGGUCUUUUCAAAUAGCCCUUACACUAAAACGGCGUUAUAAUCUUUCAGAAUUUCACAAUAUUAUUCCAACCUCAGUGUGGAAAUAUAUAUAACACAGGAAAAGCACGUUGACUGCACUAGAUUUUUAAGCAAACCUGACACUUGAACCAACUAUAAGAAGUCUGCAUUUGAUUUACAGUACUUAGGAACAAAGGCCAGUUCAGGCGGUUACUGCCGUUUUUCAAAGGUCGGAUAUACAAGCCCUUUUGAAGUAGCUUUAGGGUGGAGGGGCUUUUAGUAACGCUACAGUACUAGACCACACCUUGACGCCAAGUCUUAAUCUUCGCCACUUAAUUUGUAUUUAAUUUGUCAUGUCAGUAAAGGAAAAUCUAAAACUGU
Salvelinus fontinalis (brook trout) is the source of this 4545-nucleotide messenger RNA. RefSeq names its product ubiquitin carboxyl-terminal hydrolase MINDY-1-like. Bases 1258 to 2925 code for a protein of 555 amino acids. Gene Ontology annotation, biological process: protein K48-linked deubiquitination. Lineage: Eukaryota; Metazoa; Chordata; Actinopteri; Salmoniformes; Salmonidae. The transcript has 10 exons. The record is from RefSeq and is a predicted model, not a curated record. Gene Ontology annotation, molecular function: K48-linked deubiquitinase activity; cysteine-type deubiquitinase activity; cysteine-type carboxypeptidase activity. Gene Ontology annotation, cellular component: cytosol; cell periphery.